Folsomia candida is the source of this 2144-nucleotide messenger RNA. RefSeq names its product 4-coumarate--CoA ligase 1. Bases 400 to 2055 code for a protein of 551 amino acids. NCBI's taxonomy places the organism in Eukaryota, Metazoa, Arthropoda, Collembola, Entomobryomorpha, Isotomidae. Gene Ontology annotation, molecular function: CoA-ligase activity. The transcript has 9 exons. The record is from RefSeq and is a predicted model, not a curated record.
UAGCUUAACGUAAUAAGUAAUUUGCAGUGAAACUAAACCAUUGAUGUUACUUGUGAUUUAAUUUUCAAGUACUUAUAUAAUUUGGCCAGGUGUGUGUGUAAAUUGUUAAUACUUGUUUAAUUAAACCCACUAAUUUAGUUUGCAGAAUGAAUAAGUUAUAUAAUUAUAUCAUCACACUUGCACAUAAGUGGUGUUAAAAGUGAUGUAUUAAUUAAUUGAUUUUGACGCAAUUCAUGACAUCAUAUCUCUCUCAAUCAAUGUACAAUUAUACAAUUGUUCAUCCCACCAAUGUACUUAAGAGCACCCAAGUAUUAGCUCAGUCCCACUUUUGUUACUCGGUUCACUGUUAAAGCAUCGCUACAAAUUACUGUGGUCUCAAAUUAUUCACCUGCUUCUUCGAUGGACCAAUUUUGCAAUGUCGCAGAUUUUAUUGAGAGUAAGGUCAAGUCUCACCUGGAGAAAGGGAAUUCCGGAAUUUGGAUUACGGACGGAUCCACAAAUGCGUCCAGUACUUAUCAGGAAGUAUUAAACUUGUCGAAAAAUGUGACGUUAAAUCUAGUGUUGAUGGGCUUUAAAAAGGGCGAUAUUGUCAUUUACUCUGCCACCGAAGAUGUCCACCUUUUACACAUUUUCUUCCUCGGUGUCUGGCGAGCUGGGGGAGCAGUCAGGUCAAUUUAUCCAGAUGAAACGGAGGAAACAUUUAUGGAGAAAUUGGCCGAAUCUGACUGCAAGUGGGUCUUGUGUAAUGGAGGGGACGUUGAGAAAUGGAAUCGUGCCGGGAAAUUGUUGGCGUCCAACUGUGUCACAAUUAUUUCGACUGGGGCCGUCAAAACUGAGGGUUGUCUUGGUCUGGGGUCCCUUUGUAGUGGUUUUGAAGUUAAAGGCAUGGAAAAUGAGAUGAAAAUUGCCCUUAAUAAAAAUUAUGAUGGGGACGAUAUCGCCCUAAUCCUUCCGACGAGCGGAACCACUGGAAAAUCCAAGGGUGGCGUUUAUACGCAUAAAACCUUAAUUGCUCAUUUCAGAGCACUUGAGCGGUUUCCAAUGGCUGACCAACCCGAUAAAACUGCACUAGUCAUAGCACGAAUAACUCAUGGAGGUGGAUGUGCCUUAAGUUUGGCACAACUCGUGAAUGGGCAGCGCCUCGUGGUCUUAUCCGUUUUCAAUAAUGCGUCCAUACUCAGAACAAUUGAGAUGUGGAAUCCACAGGGAAUUUUUACUGUCACCAAUAUUUUCCUCAAGAUGGCUAAUGAACCAGAUUUAGUCAAGUUUGAUACGUCUUCGAUCAAAUAUGUUAUUACGACCGGACUUUCAACUGGGCAAUCGUUUGAGGCUGAGAUGAAGGAAAAGUUUCCCUCCUUAAAAGAAGUCAUAAUGUUUUACGGAAUGACCGAAUGCGCCCCCAUUUCAACUUCGAUGGAUAUCUGGGGCACUGGUCCGAUUAAAAACUAUGCGGGAUUUGAAAAUCUUACAGGCAGUGUAGGCAAGGCAUUUCCAGGGGUGGAAAUCACAAUUCGGGACGGACAGACGGGAAAUAUAGUGGAAGAAAAUGGGAUCGUUGGCGAAGUCUGGGUCAAGACCGAUUGGAUGAUUUCUGGAUACUUCAAAAAUGACGUGGCAACGAAAAGUACAAUAAAAGAUGGUGUUCUCAACACUGGAGAUAUCGGGUAUUUUGACCAGACGGGAUUUCUCUGUUUGGUAGACAGGGCGAAGGAAACUUUCAAGUAUCAGUCAAAUCAUAUUUCUCCGUCCGAAAUUGAACAAAUUGUUGCCUCCCAUCCCGCUGUGGCGCAGGUGUGCGUCGUCAGUGUGCCAGCAAGCGACGGAGGGGGAGAAGUACCCAGGGCCUUUGUUGUCUUACGACAUGAGUUUGCUAAGUAUACUGUGCAAGAAAAGGAUGCCUUGGCCACCAAAAUAAAGGAGAUGGCGCAUGGAAAACUUGCCACUUAUAAAUAUCUCCGUGGAGGACUUAUCAUCCUCGACGAAAUUCCUCGUGGAAAGGCGGGCAAGAUUGAUAAAACCGCCCUGAAGGGGAUACAUUUGUGUCAACAAGAAUAAACCUACAACUUGUAUAAAUAUGCUGAAACUGUGUGGAUAUAUUUAUGCUUAUAAAUAAAUAAAUAUAACGAGUGUCGUCUUCAACAUCC